CAGCCAUCCCAGGUGUAUCGCGGUCUACAUACGCAUUUGACACGGAAUUUUCGGGCCGGAUGCUUAAUACACGCGGCUUACUGUCGGCGAUGGGUUUCACGUUCGUUCGCCUCAGGCAGUUAAACUUAGUGUGCUUACUUCUGCUGCUGUCAGUCCCUCUAUCAAAGACUAACAAUGCAUAUAUGCAAAGUGGUUUGGAGGAUAUAUAUGCGGAGUCGCCCAACUGUGAACCGAUUCGAAUUAAGGACUGUCAAGACUUACCUUAUAAUAUCACUAUUUUUCCGAAUGAUAUGGGCCAGUCGACUCAAGAGGAAGCGGGACAAGAGAUUAGCCAAUUCGCACCUUUGGUGAAUAUCAGAUGUAGCCAUUCAUUGAAGCUAUUCCUCUGUUCGCUUUAUUUCCCGGUUUGCACUGGCCUUAAAAAGCCAUUGCCGCCAUGCCGCUCUUUAUGUGAACAAAACAAACGCGUUUGCGAGCCAGUGAUGCGCGAAUUUAAUUAUGAGUGGCCUCCUGUUAUGGACUGCGCCCGGUUUCCCGAGGAUUCGUUGUGCAUAUCGGAGAAUAAAACAGAGCAGCCUCCAAAGGAUCCGUCGUUCACUUGCCCAGUUCACAUGCGGGUUCCUCCUAGCUUCGAAUUCCGCAUUCGUAUGGGCGGCGGGCAGGUCAUUCCGGACUGUGGAAUACCAUGCAAUGAUUUCUUAUUCAACGACCCGUCAUCUAGACGCUUCUCCAGAUUAUGGAUUGGUCUCUGGAGUUGUUUAUGUGCAGCAUCCACGCUGUUCACAGUCCUGACUUUUCUCAUCGACAUGCCACGCUUCCAGUAUCCGGAAAGACCAAUUAUAUUUUUAUCCGCCUGUUACUUGAUGGUCGCUCUAACUUACGUCGCGGGUUUCAUCCUAAAUGACAAGGUCGCGUGCUCCGGACCAUUUCCUGCUCCAGCGACCUCGACCGGCCAACUGGAAAUGCCCCGUCUCAUCACCCAGGGCACAAAAUUCGAAGGAUGCAUCAUCCUCUUCAUGCUACUCUAUUUCUUCUCCAUGGCCAGUUCCAUUUGGUGGGUGGUGCUCACAAUCACGUGGUAUUUGGCGGCCAAAUGUCAUUGGGCACACGAGGCGAUCUCUCGUAAUGCACAGUAUCUUCAUUUUGCCGCUUGGGCCAUUCCGGCUGGGAAAACGAUUGGAAUUUUAGCUUUCGGCAAAGUGGACGGUGACCCGUUGUCCGGUGUGUGCUUUACCGGUCUCACUGAUCCGGUGGUCCUACGCAUUUUUCUCAUUACACCGCUGUGCUUGUAUUUGGUGAUCGGGACCUGCUUUCUUUUCGCCGGAUUUGUUUCCCUCUUCAAAAUUCGCACCAUAAUCAAGACUGGCGGUUCAAAAACAGACGACUUGGAGAAACUAAUUAUGCGCAUCGGUGUGUUCAGCUUGUUGUACAUUGUACCUGCCAUCGUUGUGAUCGCAUGCUACUUCCAUGAAUCCCGAAUGGCAGAGAAAUGGAUGCUCACUUGGUACACCACCGAGGUAUGUCGCAAAGUGGAUCCUUACCAUUUGGCCGACUCACUGUGUCCCGGCCACGUACGUCGUCUGGUCGAAGCCGGUGAAACUCCAGCGCGUUUGGCCCAUACGGCGGAUCAAAGUCCAGCAAAUUCCGCCGAAACUAUUUUGGCCAAAUGGUCUUCUUUAGAGAAACCGGAAUUCGAGUUGUUCAUGAUCAAAUACCUUAUGACGCUGAUUGUGGGCAUCACGAGCGGAAUUUGGAUCUGGAGUGGGAAAACUCUUCUCUCUUGGCAGCGGUUUUUCGCCCGCAUGUGCCGACGUAGACGACGGAGCCGGCGUCCCGGUUGCUGCGGUUCCACACAAGAUGAACAUUCCAUUCCAGGUUUACCCGAUGAUAGUCGACGUUGCGUCGGACAUGCAGCUUUGGUGUCGAAUGUGACCCCUAAUCCCGUAUCGGUUCCUCUGUUACAACGCGGUAUUCCUCCAGGUUCGCAUCCCGGUCAAUCUUUUGUGUUUCAGGAUACUGCCAACCCCAGUGGUUGGACAUCCAGAGGUGCACCCUCUGGGAUCACUACACCCUUACCCGAGGCAUCCGCCCCUGUGACUAGUUAUGCAACCGGCUGGAUCCCUGGUGCAAACCCCAUUUCGACCGCUGGCGGUGCCCCACAAACUGGCAUGGGGAAGACGCAGAGUGGUGCACCCGCAUCUGGUCUCGGUUUGGUCUGAUCAACUCAUUGUGCGAGUGUUGUUGCCACAUUCAUCUGUACACUAUUUUCACCCAGCCAGACUCGAAGAAACAUACUAAACACAACGGAUCCUCAUUUCGCGCUCGUUUCUAUUGUAUAUUUCUAUUUCACCACUCUUUUACUCGUUCCUCCGAUAGCCACCACUCUAACCUAUGUUCCGUUUACAUCGUCCAUGACUAGUUUUACCCAGGAAUACGGUGACUUGAUGACUUGUGUGUUUUAACUCCAAACUCCUUUGUUCAGUGUUUUAUGCGCAAAUGGUGUACAGUUCCAAUUCAUUUGUGCGGGCUGACACACGCAUCGUUUAUUUGAUAGGUAACCCUAAAUUUCUCUUUCCGAUCACUACACUUCCUCGCUUGUUUCAGCUCUUUUCUCAGCUCCUAGUAGCAUGCAUUUGUAACUUUCUACCCUCCCAUUCAUUAGCUCGACGUUUUACCCCCCACAGAAAAGCCUCCACACUCAACUGCUAAUCAUGCUGCUUUUAUUCUAAACGGUCUUUCAGUUCAUUUGAAAACUUGGUAUCUUCGAAGUCCGGUUUCUUUCCACCCCCUUUCUUGAUGAAUGAAUAUGCAUAACUGGUGGCUUUGUUCUGGAUCCAGUGAACUUGACCAACUCGCUUCUUCAUUGUCGACUCUUCUUUUUCACAUACAAUUCCGGUUAGCGCAAUCAGAUCGGUCGCGGAGCUCUACUCCCAACCGAGGAAAUCAGAAGUCACAAACCUUAACGAAAGGUAUUUUAAUCAUAACCAUCACCAAACAAGAUACAAAUAGCUUGAGACACUCAUUGUAAUCUAUAGCUCUGGUCAAAUCAGAAAUGAAGCAGGCUUUCGCUUUAUUGGGUUUUUCAUUUAUAAGUUAAACGAAACAAUCACCAGCAACUCGAUGUUGGUCAAUCGAUCUUCCUUAGAGUGAAAUGCUGUUUUUAUCUGAGAAGGUUUCCGGAUUCUUCUGGACAUUCAGUCUAUGCAUUUUAUUCUUUCCCCGCGGUCAUUAAUUCCUAGUUUUUCAAUGCAGCUCCAUCACUCUUG
Dicrocoelium dendriticum is the source of this 3266-nucleotide messenger RNA. NCBI's taxonomy places the organism in Eukaryota, Metazoa, Platyhelminthes, Trematoda, Plagiorchiida, Dicrocoeliidae. The record is from the annotation of a GenBank genome assembly.